AUGUUCGUAUCUACUAUCGCCAAAGCCGCCGUCGUAGCUCUCGCAGCCAUUAGAGCUUCGGCUAGGGAGGACAGCGUCAGUCUGCCGCGUCUGGCGGACUGCGCCCUCUUCUGCGGUAGUGAUGUCUGCACCCCGGGAGCGACGAUACAACCGGCUGACCCUUCGUGCCAAUGUCUCUUUGGGCCGACGCGCGUUAACCCCUACGUCGCCUCGUGCAUGGAGCUGGAGUGCCCGAGGAAUCAGAGGGACGUCGCAUUCGGGACGCUGUACACGUACUGUAGUCGCCACAGCCCAUAG
This is a messenger RNA of Schizophyllum commune H4-8, 297 nucleotides long. RefSeq lists its product as uncharacterized. NCBI's taxonomy places the organism in Eukaryota, Fungi, Basidiomycota, Agaricomycetes, Agaricales, Schizophyllaceae. The transcript is spliced from 2 exons. Bases 1 to 297 code for a protein of 98 amino acids. The record is from RefSeq and is a predicted model, not a curated record.